AUGAAUGCGUAUCUCACUCUUAUCACUUUCAUAUUCUCUAGCAACAUGAAUUUUCUUUACCUUAUUGGUGGCUUGCUAGUGUUGCAUGCGGGAUAUUCGUCUUAUGAGCAUCACCAGAUUCUUAAACAUGCCAGUGGCAUUCCUAGAGAUAUCAUCGGCGAGCUUUUUGUGGGGCUAAUAAUCAUCAACUUUGGCGCUUUCCAGUCGAUUGCCAACUCGUCACGUUACGGUUUGACCCACGACAAGAUUGUGACGAGCCUGAAACCAUUUUUGCGUCCUAUUGAGAUGAGUGAAGCCAUGCAAUCGGUGAAUCUGUUGGGCAUUACGGAAUUCGAAGAGUAUGAUUCCAGAAUAGACUUUUUGGACGUGGUGGAGAAAAGACGCCAGCACCGGGAGUGGGCAAAAUAG
Messenger RNA from Clavispora lusitaniae ATCC 42720, 408 nucleotides. RefSeq lists its product as uncharacterized. The record is from RefSeq and is a predicted model, not a curated record. Gene Ontology annotation, biological process: protein folding in endoplasmic reticulum. NCBI's taxonomy places the organism in Eukaryota, Fungi, Ascomycota, Pichiomycetes, Serinales, Metschnikowiaceae. Gene Ontology annotation, cellular component: EMC complex.